AACCAGACAUCACAGACAUCAGCUGCUUUCAUGAGGCAAACAUGUCCGGCAAACUUCCUAAACCUGAGCUGAAGGUGCCGGAGUUGAGGAUUGUGCUCGUGGGAAAGACUGGAGUUGGGAAGACUUCGGUCAUGAACACCCUCCUGGGAAGACCUGCUGUAACUGAGCAGUCUGCUUCCUCACAGACAACAGAGUGCAGGAGAGAAACAGUCGAGUUUGGUGGUCAAAAACUGGUUGUUAUCGAUACUCCAGGUGUGCUGAACACGAGAAAAACAAAAGAAGAGGUGAAGAAAGACAUCAUGGAAUACUUCACAUAUGUUGCUCCUGGUCCUCACGUGUUCCUGCUUGUGCUGAAGCCAGAGCGUUUCACGAAAUACGAUGAAGCAGUGGUGGAUAUCAUUCAGAAGAUCUUUGGUGAGGAGUCAAAAAAAUACACAAUUGCCUUGUUCACCAACAGAGAUAAAUAUGAGAUUACCAAUGAGGACAGAAAGAAAAUCCGCAGCCUGGACUUUAUUGCCAGACACCAUUGUUUUGAGAACACCGACAAGAACGACAUGGAGCAGGUGCCUGAGCUGCUAAAGAAGAUUAACGCCAUGGUAGAAGACAACAAUGGGCAGCAUUACACCAGUGACAUGUUGAAAAAGGCACAGGAAGCCAUCGAGAAGAUGAAGAAAGAGACCAACCCCGAAUCAGAACAUGAUGUGACAUUUUUAAACCUAGUAGUAGGGUUAGGGUUAGAGUCCAUAAUGGGCAAGGAGAAUGCAGAUUUAUGUCUGAAAAAGAUUGAUUCUGUGUUUGAGGCCAUAGCUCGACGGCUCUAAGCUCAAGAUUCAGCUAAAUUCAGAAAGUUGUUUAACAGGAAAAUCACACAGUCCACUGACAUCAAAGCAAGCAUUCACACUGCUCUGUAACCCCCAAAAUCCACCGGGCCUGUCAUACGCGGCCAUUAUUGUCAAUGUAUCAACCGCCACUGGCUCGGUAGUGUUUCGUUUCAGACGCGUCCCAUACGCGCCUCAAUGUACGGCCACUCGUGAAUUACGUGUCUUUUCUAUAUUUGGCGCUCGACACGAGUAGCAAGCGUUAAGCUGGACAGAGAGUGGAUCAUUCUGACAGGAAGCAGGCAUAAAUUGCAGAGCGAAUCCAGUCAAUUUUCAAAAUAAAACACCAUGAGCAGACUCCGGGUCGUACUUCACAUCACUAGAUCAACAUUGCGUAGUUUAUAACUGUAAUUUAGGCAGUAAAUAGAUGUCAAGUCAAGUCAAGUCAAAGUUUAUUUAUAGAGCACAUUUAAAAACAACCUCAGUUGACCAAAGCACUGUACAGUUAUUAAAAUAGAAUAAAUCAUACACAAAUAGGUAUAAAUAAAAACAAUAAAAUACUAAAAACAGUAAAACUAAAUAAAAUAGAAUAGAAUAAAAUAGUAAUAAAUGUGUUGUGAUGUACACAGGCUAUUGCAUGGAAGGUAUGAAACAACAAUAAACACAAGUUAAAUCACACAAAAAACACAAAACAUUUAACUACGAAGCCUACUUACCCAUGGUAGAAGAGCAAAUAUCGAUGAAAAUGAUCAAAUAAGCAAGUAAACACUGUGGCGCAAGCAAGAAGCGUCGCUUUUUAAAUGCUCCCGGUGGGUGUUGAUGCCGCGUUGAGCACGGACCAAAUACACUCACGCAACACGCCGCAGAUGGGCCCGGUGGAUUUUUUCGGUGUCUGUCUAAAGGGACUUCAGUUAAUUAAAAGGGUCUAAUUUUACAAUCUCCUGCAGAUUGUUAUUGCGUGCAGCUCAGUGUCAGUGUUCCCUCUGUGAUUGUUAAAGAUCUCGUGAAGGGUCAAAUUGAUCUAUAGCAAAAAUAUAUGUUAGAUAUUCAGGUAGCUUGCUGAGAAGAGCUUUGGAAAUAAAUUGAAAAAUGUGCCAGAGUAGUUACUUGUGCCAAUGUCGUCUCCUGCUGUGUUAAAUGAAAUAAAGGUAAAAUGCAAUUAUUUAAUGUAUGAAAUUAUGCUGCAUUAAAACAGAAAAUGUUCUUUGUACUCUUUCUAAAGACAAAUGAUGAUGUGUGGGGUAUUGAUGGUGAUUUAUCAAGUUA
Molecule: messenger RNA, 2084 nt
Organism: Centropristis striata (black sea bass)
Lineage: Eukaryota; Metazoa; Chordata; Actinopteri; Perciformes; Serranidae
Product: GTPase IMAP family member 9-like
Exons: 2
Coding region: 42-821 (259 amino acids)
Molecular function (GO): GTP binding
Source: RefSeq, a predicted model, not a curated record